AUCCUGCUGAGGAAACAAAAUCCCUUUUUUCCUUUCCUACUAUCAGGAAGUGCUUAUGUUUAGGCAGAUAACGUGAUUUUUCUUUGUGUGCGUCUCACCGAACCUCCAGUCCCACCAGCACACCGAGCCUGAGUGGAGUUCAGUCAUUUAUUCAAACUUAUUUCGCACAUUUUAGCAUAAAGAUGGACAAUGAGACGGACUGGCUUCCUGAACACUGCACCGUCAAGGUGGAUCUGGUGUCUCGGCGUAUCGGACUCUUCCUGCUCCACCUGUUCCUGUUCAUCGUGGGAUUGAUCAUGAAUUUGACGGUCGUCUGGGUAAACUGGCAGAGACGCCGCACACGUAACACUGUGAUAUUCUGCAUCCUGAACAUGGGCGUGGCCGACACCAUGCUGAUGCUCAUCUUACCCAUCUCCAUGCUCGAAGUUGCUUUGGAUCACGUUUGGGUUUGGGGUGAUUUCCUGUGCCGCUUUUCAAAUUUAAUCAUCGUGGUUAACAUCCAUGCUAGCUCAUUUUUCCUAGCGUAUAUAUCUGUCGAGCGCUAUCAGUCGCUGGUACGUGGAUUAGCAGCGAAAAUAACAGCCACGUCAGAAAAACGCAAGAGGAACAUCAUUUGUGCGGCCCUCUGGAUUUUCGCUUUGUUUCUUGGCUUGUUAGAAACGGUACACGUUCGCGUUUUAGAAUUGAGUGAACCGGGAUGUUACUUGGUGCCCGAACAUGACUACGAGAAGUGGUUCAGCUCUCUCGUUAUUAUCCAGUUUUUGGCACAAUAUUUAACACCGGUUGUGAUUAUGGUGACUUUUAACACACUAACAGCUCGAGCAGUGAGAUCGUCUCCUGAAGUUCAGAUCCGUAACAUCGACGACAUCUGGUUCCUGCAUGUUUAUUCCUCAGUUUUUAUAAUUUGCUGGCUUCCAUUUCAGCUAACCAUGAUCCUCAUCUUGGUGGACCUGGCGCAACCCGAUUUAUUUGACUGCAACGGACUCGCGCAGCUCUUCUUCUCCUACGCCAUCGUAAGAACAAUCGCGUUACUUCACUGCUUGGCCAAUCCCAUCCUCUACAGUUUUCUAAGCAGGAGCUUCCGCAGCAAGCUUAUUAACCUUGUUUUGAGCCAUUUGCCACAAGACCUUGUUGCUAAUCAAGGAACGGAUCAACAUGCUAAUCAAGUUGAAGGUAAAGGAAAUGGAGGGAAGGCAAACAAUAUGGCUGAAAACAACACCAGCCAAUCAGACGGAGGACCGUAAAAGAAAAAAAAUGGACUGAUUCAAAUUUUGAAAUGCAUAAUUCAGAAGAAAAAUUUCAAUUCACUAUGUUUAAUGAGAAUUAUGUACAGUUACGUUAGAAAUACUAAUCAUAUGUACAGUUAACUAAUGCAUAAUACAAUAUAUACAAAUAUACGGCCAAAAUGAUGUAUGCGUGACCAGAAGAUAAUUAAAGAUGUCUUAUGGAGAUCAUUAAAGUGUGUUAUGUACAGAUACUGCUAAUAAAUAAUAAGCUAGUUAACUUCACUUUUCUUUUUUUUUUUUUUACAUUUUAUAUACAUGAAGUUGGUUUAUUUGUUAUAAAUAUUUCCAUACGCAGAUAAUAACAUCAUGUAAUGAAUCCACCAGACACUAGGAUGCGCUGUUUUCAAAUUCGAAUGUCUGAACACAGUCGUAAACAGUUGCGACAUAACCACUUUAACUGGCAGAUUAUACUCUUUAGGUAGACAGUAUGAAUGAUAGCUUGAGUAUCUCAACAUCUAACUCAUUAAAAAUAUAAUUACCUGCAAUGAUUUUAAAGGAAAGAACAAUAAAUCUGAUGCUCAGUGUAUUCUGCAUUUUUUUUUCAGUAAUCAGACUGAGUCAUACACAAUGUUUACAUGUAAACAUUUACUGAAAUGAAUCAAUGGUAUGAAAUAAAGACUACUUUACUAACAAUGAAAGAUUAAAGUUUUCAAAACAGA
Molecule: messenger RNA, 1945 nt
Organism: Pangasianodon hypophthalmus (striped catfish)
Lineage: Eukaryota; Metazoa; Chordata; Actinopteri; Siluriformes; Pangasiidae
Product: G-protein coupled receptor 182-like
Exons: 2
Coding region: 183-1244 (353 amino acids)
Biological process (GO): G protein-coupled receptor signaling pathway
Cellular component (GO): membrane
Molecular function (GO): G protein-coupled receptor activity
Source: RefSeq, a predicted model, not a curated record